Molecule: messenger RNA, 1539 nt
Organism: Helicoverpa armigera (cotton bollworm)
Lineage: Eukaryota; Metazoa; Arthropoda; Insecta; Lepidoptera; Noctuidae
Product: midnolin homolog
Exons: 2
Coding region: 221-1348 (375 amino acids)
Source: RefSeq, a predicted model, not a curated record
ACUCAAUCCGGUGCGGCGUGGUGUCGGUGCGGUGCUGCCUCGUGAUGCUCGCUCCACUGCUCUAAAAUAAGAAUAAAACUCGGGAAGGAAAGAAAGUAUUGAUUGUGAUGUAAAACAAAAUGUGAACGUAGGUCUGUUCCGUUAGUGUUAUUAGUUGAGCUGAACUGGUGACUGCGUGUUGUGGACAGUUGUCGUGUCUGUGGGAGGUCGUGUCGCUGCCAUGGACGUAGCCAAGUACCUGACUGUGCUAGUUGUGUUGUGCCUGGAGGGCGGUGAGACGGGAGGCGGAGGGAAACACCAUGACCACGUGCGAAUACACAUACCGGAGUUCAUUCAUCAUGACCACCAUAAGAAAGUGAUCACUAUUCACCAUCACCAUCACAAGCCAAAGAAAGAGCAUCAUCAUCAUCACCAUCACCACCACAAGCCUCAGAUUCCGCACGGCCAUCAUUAUCAUCAUCAUCAUAAGAAAGUUCAUACGAAGACUCAUACGGAGUCUAAAGGUGGGAAGCAUCAUCACGCUAAGCAUGGCCACCACGGUCACCAUGGUCAUCACGGUCAUCAUGGCCAUCACGGUCAUCACGGUCACCACGGACACGGUCAUCACCACGAUGCGCCCGUCGUGCCAAGCUUCAGCUACACGCCCAGCGCAAUUCCCUCCUACGAGGACGACUACUCUCCUUCAUAUUCACCGUCAUAUUCCCCACCAGUGCCUGCGUAUGGAGGCAUCCCGAGCACAGACUACUCUUCCCCUCAGGUGCCCCGUGUGCACGGAGUAACCCACACGGUUAAACAAGUUAAAGUGUUCGACUCGCUUCCUGGCGCCCUCCCUAACAAAGGCGUCGGCCAUGGUUACGAGGUGACCGAAGAAGGCGAAGAAGAUGAUGAUGUCUUCACGACUGUAAACCAACUCCAGAACAGAUUCCCAGCGACGUUCGGCUAUGUUCGCAGUGCGGCCGCUCAGCCGACGAAUGAUCCAUACGCAGAAUUGAAUGCUCAAGAUGCACUGCCGACAAACUUUGCAUCAGCACCGGCGCCUACUAUAGGGCUAUCGAGUGGCAUAGAGAGUUUCGCGGGAACUGUGCAGAGCGAUCCGUUCGCCUCUUCAGCCCCAACUCAGACUAUAAGCUUGCCUAGUGCUGAGCCUUCAGCUGAGUUCCCAGUGUCCUUCCAAGGAGAGAGUUUCGACGGUCAACUGAACUCUUUUGCGGGAUCAGAUGGUAAAGACGGAGCAUUUAUAUCGAAUGAAGAAAAUACUUUGUCCGAAGAUACCCCAGUAUCCUUCACGAGAGAGGCGGGCAUACAACAGACUACCAAUACUGGUAAUGUUGAAACCCUCGUAUAUUAGAUUCCUAGAAGGUAGAAUUUGUGAUGUGAAGUCGUGAUAAGUUACCGUACCAGUUUUUAUGGACAAUAUCUGUAUUUAAAAUGUUAUUUUAAUUAUACCUAAGUUAAAAGUAUAAGUGCAAACUAUAAGUUCAAAUAUGUAAUGUUUUAUAGUAGUUUGAAUGAGUUUUGCUUUAUCGUAAAAGUCUAAAA